AUGGAACAUGUGGAGUCCGUCGUGCCUGCUGAGAUGCAAGACCGGUUGACAAGAGGAAUGUCUUCUGAUACAGAUCUACAACUAACGCCGAGCCCUGUCGAGGCGGAUAGCAAAAGCCUGAAUCAAAGGACUGAGGAAAGAGAAAUUGCGCAAAAUGCAGUACAACAAGCCCUUCAGGCCCUUGAGCAGGAAGCAGAGACACGGGCAGUUGCUAGUGUAAAAAGAUCAGAAGAGCAGUUUGCUCCGUCGAAAGAUGAGCGAACUGCUUCAUCAGAGCUUCCCAGCCCCGGUGUGGGACCGGCUGUGGACGCAUUAGCCGAAUCUCGCAUAUCAAAUGAACAUUCGCCAGCCACAACUCAGGAUCCUGACCAGAUUGUUCGGCAAGGUCGAGUGGCACGAAGCGCUCGAGCAGAAAAGGCUAUCACUCAACUUGAUUUAACUGGGCUGGAUGCAGCAAUAUUUAUGGGAGAGGAUGGAAACGGCCGGCAAGAGCAAGCUGAAUCACCAAUCAUCGGUCAGGCUGCGAUUCCAUCACCUCUUAAUCACCAUGAAUCGUCGGACCAUGAGCGGGGCACAGAAAACAUUGGACCUCGCGAGAGUCUGAGCGAUUUGCCUGAGCCUGCGGCCUUAAACCCGAUCAUAGGUGAAUCUACUGUCCCACCUCGACCCGCAGCGCUUCAGAAUACAGCAAGGGCCACGGAAGAGGGCGGGCCCAGCCAGCGAGAACAGGCAGAUGUCCAAACAACCCAUCAUGAUAUGGCAUCACCAGUCUCUCAGCCUCAAGAACCCAAAGAGCAUGUUCGACAGACGAACAAAAAGAAGCUACGCGAAAAUAAGGAUGCCUCGCAAGAGGCUCCCGCCUCAGGCCAAAACGUAAGUGAAUUCACGGUUCUACCUCUGCCGGAAGCGCUCCGCCCACGUCGGAACCCUCCACCCAACGCAAUUACGAUUACUUUCAAAGUUUAUGAGCAUGGAGGAUGGCACGUGACGGACCAAGUGCCGGUCAACCCGAAUGACCCAUCGGAAGCACAUCGUAUAGCCCACAAGUAUGCCCGCAAGGACAACAAACAUGCGCGCUUCUAUACCAAGAACCUACGACUAGUCAGCGCUGCUCAAUGUGUCCGAGCCGCGAUGGAUGAUGGUUCCAAUACCGUCCUCAUGAGCUUACAACAGGAUCUCGUAGUGACACGAGCCAAAGUGGCUGCGGUGGCCGAGAUGAUGAAAGCGGAUGCUCAGAGAAGGGCAGCAACUGAUGCUGAUGAUGGAAUAACGUAG
Messenger RNA from Penicillium longicatenatum, 1275 nucleotides. RefSeq lists its product as uncharacterized. NCBI's taxonomy places the organism in Eukaryota, Fungi, Ascomycota, Eurotiomycetes, Eurotiales, Aspergillaceae. The coding region runs from base 1 to 1275 and encodes 424 amino acids. The transcript has a single exon. The record is from RefSeq and is a predicted model, not a curated record.